AUGCCAGAUUCUGAAAGUAAUUUGGUGUCUUCACAUGUGGAUGUUAUAAAUGGUACUUCAGUCUUGAGUGAAAUGAAAAUUUCGGAUGAAAAGAGAUCUGCUGAAAAAAGAACUGUGACUCAGAUUGAGAAGAAUGGUUAUCCCGACUCGAUAUACAUAAAUGCAGCUAAGAUUUUUCAAGGUAUUCAUACUGAAAAGAGUGAGGAUAAAAUCCAGGUGCGGUAUGGCAAUAACUCAGAAUCUCCCAUGAUGGCUUUUAAAGAUGAGCAUUCCAGGCGUGUAUGUUAUGAACUGGCUUUCAAUACUCUAAAAUAUCAAGACCUUCUUGAAGAAAUAUUGUUAGAUAGUCAUACUUACCCAUGCAACUCAAUACCAGAUGAGUUAACCAGCUUGCUUGUUGUGAUGCUUUAUGACUUACAAGACCGAAAGUUUAAAAAACGAAAGACUUUUGCUGAAGAGGAACUUGUAGCAGAAGUUCAGGAAAUAGGGAAUUAUUUAUACAGUUAUAGGACCAAACUGGCAGCUGCACUAGCACGAUGUCGCAUCAAAUAUGAUGCUCUUUCAAUUGAAUAUUUUAUACCAGAAACUAUAUGGAAGCAGGAACAAAGGGCUUCUUCUUUACCUCUCUGUUUCUGGAUAAACACAUUUAAAAUCAGCCUUGAAGAUGUUACCAGAGCUUUGGAGAUGAAGGGAUUUACAAAAGUUGAAUCUGUGUCAGACUUGGACCAGUACACGUAUGCUGUGGACCAACAUUGCCAUGAUGUAUUGGUUUUUCCUUCGUAUCUUAAAGAAGAACUGCUUAAUUUAGAUCUUUUUGCAGAUUGCAAACUCUUACUGCAGGAUAAGUCUCGCAGCAUUGCUGUACACUCUGCACAGGCAUUGUUGAGUGAAGGUGGUGACAUUAUAAUGGCUCACACAGGUUCCCAUCUGACCAUUGCCCAUAUGUCAGUACUGACAAAUCACAGCGUUUCCAAAAUUUUUGCUUGUGGUGUGAAAUCUUUGGCAAAAGAAGAAGAACUGAGGAACAGUUUCAGUCACACGGGAUGUGAAAAUAUUCAGUUGUUAUAUGAAGACUUUACUGAUCUUGAACCAACAGACCCAAGACUUGGUAAGGCAAAAGUUAUUUUGCUGCUACCACAAUGCUCUGGACUGGGUGCUGGCAAUCCAAUGGAGCUUAUUUUAAGUGAACACAGAGAUGCAGGAUUGCUACGAGACCUUUUCCAGGGAUUUGUGUCUGAGGAUAAACUCAGUGUUCUUGCUGAGAGGCAGCUUAAUGAGUUGAUGCAUGCACUGAAAUUUAAAAAAGUACAAGCUAUUGUUUACUGCACUUGUUCAGUUUACCCAGAAGAAAAUGAACUUGUUGUGCAAAAAGCACUGGAAUCUGGAGUGGAGGGAGAUAAAGUACGACGAUAUAGGCUUAUUCCUUCUGUUUUUUCUACUUGCUCCAAUUCAGAGUCUUCCACUGAAAUGUUUUUCAAAAUAGAGCCAUCAGAAAUUUCCAGUGGCUGUUUCCUAGCUGUUCUAGAGAGAGAGAAAGAUACUUCUAAAAAAGUGUCUGAUAAAGACAUUUUGGAUUCAGCUGCAGCAGAAAAACUACUAGAUGGCAUCACUGAAGAAAAACCAAAAGAAGAGGUGAAAAAGAAGAAAGUAAAAAAACGUAGAUGUAAGGUUGCUGCUAGUGAUAGCAAGCCAAAAGCUGCAAAGCUCCUUCACUGCCAAACUGGAUCUAAUGUUAAGGCUGAAGUUCCUGUGUCUAAAGCAGCCAGUAAGUUACAAGAACAGCAUGAGUACCACACAAAAGCAGCCGGUGACAUACAAGAAAAGCAUGUGACCCGAAAAAAAGCAGCCAGUAACACAGCACAGAAGACUGUGCCUGGGAAAAAAGCAGCCAGUAACACACCACAGAAGACUGUGCACCAAAAAAAAGCAGCCAGUAGCACACCACAAAAGAAAGUGCAACGAAUAAAAGCAGCCAGUAACAUGCAGCAAAAGAAUGUGCACUGA
Cinclus cinclus is the source of this 2004-nucleotide messenger RNA. RefSeq names its product NOP2/Sun RNA methyltransferase family member 7 (gene NSUN7). Gene Ontology annotation, molecular function: methyltransferase activity. The record is from RefSeq and is a predicted model, not a curated record. The transcript has 11 exons. NCBI's taxonomy places the organism in Eukaryota, Metazoa, Chordata, Aves, Passeriformes, Cinclidae. The coding region runs from base 1 to 2004 and encodes 667 amino acids.